Messenger RNA from Selaginella moellendorffii, 2181 nucleotides. Its product is annotated as ankyrin-1-like. Bases 1 to 2181 code for a protein of 726 amino acids. Lineage: Eukaryota; Viridiplantae; Streptophyta; Lycopodiopsida; Selaginellales; Selaginellaceae. Gene Ontology annotation, cellular component: ciliary inversin compartment. Gene Ontology annotation, biological process: protein localization to ciliary inversin compartment. The transcript has 5 exons. Gene Ontology annotation, molecular function: protein binding. The record is from RefSeq and is a predicted model, not a curated record.
AUGGAAAUGCUAAACCGAGAAGAAAACUACAACAAAAUCUCCAGGAGCUCCCCAGUGGUCCAGCCGGAUUGGUGCUUACUGAAUUUGGUGCUGGCGGUUGGCGACCCUAGCGUCGCUCUUGUGGAGGCUGUGGAGCGAUACAAAGUCAGCUCGGCUAAGAUGACAACAAUGAAUGUGGAUAUCGCUGAAUUUGCUGGUGAAGAACAAUCCAAGAAACUAACAAACAUAAUGAGUAGCUUGCAAUCCACACUUUCCAGAAUGGAGGGAGCCAAGCAAGAUCUAGAUUUCGAUGAACCAUUUGAAGCGCUCCUUGGUAAUCCGGGUGACCCCGGCUGCGAGGAUAAAGUAAAGAACAUGAUAGAAAAUGGCUGGGAUAUCCACAAUCUCGUUGAUGACCAUGGUGCCACCACUGCACUCCAUUUGGCAAGCAGGAGAGGGAAUCUCAGACUGGUCAAGGCUUUACUUCCCAGAAGCAUCAGAGACAUCCUCAAAAAGGAUGGGCUUGGCAACACUGCACUUCAUGCAGCUGUUAUUAGCAACGUUGCGGGGGUUGUUGGGGUAUUGCUUGAACAAAUCAAGAAGAAGAAGCUAAAAGCUGUGGGCUUGUGCAAUAACAAAGGAGAAACACCCUUGCACAUAGCAGCUACAUUCGUGGAUGGAACAAAUGUUGCCCGUUUGCUAACUUUACUUCCGACGAGCAUUGAUGACAUCGUGAGGCCUGAUAACAAUGGGAAUACACCACUUCAUGUAGCUGCCUUUUGGUGCUACGAUGGCACGUUCAACUAUAUGAUUAAACGGCUAGGAGCCAACUUUGACGCCGAUCAGUAUGUCAACAACGAUGGCAACACGCCUCUUCACGUGGCUAUGACAGAAGGAUGUGGCAAUAUGUGUCUUUUGUUGAUAAAACUGGGUGCUAAUCUUCACAAACUCAACAAAGCUGGCUUUUCACCACUGAUGCUGUUGACAAAGGUGCGUCAGCCUCUCCAGGUGAGAAUCAUGAGGAAAGUCCUCAAGAGAAUACUGUCAACCGACCCAGCAGGUAUUUCUGAAGAGCUUAUGCAAUUGCUGACAGUUCCCGAGGUUGGGCAUCUUUUAGUCUUGCAUGGCUGCCUUUGUAUUGGGAAACUGGACCUGGUGAAGCCUCUAUUUAGGCACUUUGACGUCGAGCAUAAUCGUCUUGCCCAGCUACUGGUUGAGAAGGACAGCAGGUUUACAGGGGAGACCUCUUUGCAUGUAGCAGCUUAUGGACAGGAUGUUGCGGUUCUGAACAUGGUGGUGGAGAAACUGCAGGAAGGUGAGGACCCUUGGGACGUAGACUGCACUAACAACAUGGGGCAGACACCUUUGCACAUUGCAUUUGCAGGAGGCAACACUAAAAUGGUUGAGCGUUUGCUCGAGCUUAAAGCUGAUAUAAGCAAGACUGACAACAUGGGCACUGGCAUGUUGCACUUUGCUUGUAGAGGUAAAGGUAGGAAGGUUGAGGUUCUUGAGCUCUUGGAGGAGAAGCUAGGGGAGAAGCUGGAAAUCAGCAAGGCAACAAAGACUGGCUUGACCCCGCUGCAUUAUGCAGCUUGGAAUGAUAAAGAGGAAGCAGGGAAAUGGUUGAUAGACAGGAAUGCUGAUUUGACUGCUGAGGAUUCCAUUGAAGGACUUAUGCCAUGGCAUUGGGCUGUCAUUGGAGGAUCUGAAAAGUAUACUUGGCUUGUCGACUCUCACUUGGAAAGAAGCGUAAGAUUGUUUAAUGGGAAUGUGGACUUUGAAAGGUGGCAACGGGUGUUUCAUUUAAUUGAAGCCCAUCGCUCACAUGAGCCGGAUUUGGUGUGUUGGAAAGUAUUAAACCGUAUUCAGGCGCAGCACAGGAAACUUGAGCCUGGAUUAUUGGCUUGCAUUGCCGCUUUGGGAGAUAGUGACACAAAUGAAAAGCUUGCAUCACUUCUCAUUAAAUUCUCAUCGGACGAGCAGGCGAAGGAUUACAUUUUAAAAAUAGUCAAGGAAUCACGAAUAUUGGAAUGGGCCGCAUUCUAUGCCAAGAACACAACAAGGGGAAGAACACGAGCGAGCGAUGUAGAGCCAAUAUGUGUGGAAAUCCGGGCUUGCCACGAGCCUAGCUACAGCAAGCAGUCGAUGGGGGCUUGGCGAUCUGAUCAAGUCAGUCCUGCUGCCAAGUGCUCGUUGGUCUGA